AUGACCACGCACUACCAUUUUGUGGUGGCGGUCGACUUUGGAACCACAUACUCGUCGGUGACAUGCCAUCAGCGGCCCUUUGGCGACAAGCUCAAAGAUGUUGCAGACAAGCAGCCAAAAUUGUUUUCCAUCAAAAACUAUCCUGGAGCAUCCGCGUCUAAAAUGGGAGAAAUAUUUGAAACACCGACCGAGAUACUGUAUAGCGAAGGUCAAACAUUCUACGGAUAUGACGCCUGGAAAAAAUGGGACAGCAACAUGCACCGCCAGGGAAUCCUGCUGCAAUGGUUCAAAUUAGUGCUCGACGACUCCAAGGACGAACAGAGACUGCACGAGGCACAAAGAGUGUCGAGUCAGCUGGACAGCCUGGGCCUCACUAUCGGCGAUGCCAUUACCGAUUACUUGACCUUUCUGCUCGGACAUACCAAGUCUGAGCUGCAACUCAACAAUAGAUACUGCGAUGAUUGCACCGUUCAGCUGGUACUCACAGUGCCCAACGUAUGGAACGCCCGUGCCUGCUCCGUCAUGGCACAUGCCAUGGAGACUGCUGCCAAAGACCUCUCCUUUGGCCACGACUCCGAAGUUUAUCUGGUGUCCGAAGCAGAUGCUGCGGCGACGUACUUCUGUGACAGAGCCUCGGAUGUCAUGUUGAACCUGGGCGAUGUAUUCAUGACCGCCGACCUUGGAGGAGGAACUUCGGAUUUGAUGGUCUACAAGGUUACACAUGUGUAUCCUUUCCGCUUUGACCCUGUGGUCCCUGGCGAUGGCGCCGUUUGCGGCUCUAGCCACUUGAAUAAGGCUCUUGUCAGCGCAUUGAAGACCACAAUCGAAGCCGACCCCCGCUAUCGAAACACAAGGGAUUAUCUUCCCGAAGGCUGGACCAUCGAUGACAUUUUGAGCGCGGCGAACCACGACUUCGACACAGUAAAGAAGGAUGUCCGGAGCGAUUCAACAGGCGACUACAUCACUGUCCCGUUUCUGCCAAAACUGGAAGACAACCCGGACUCGGCCAGUAACUCCUUCUACGCCAAUAGGGAAUUUAUCGACGGAAUCUACCUUCCUCUUUUCAACCAGAUCUUGGGGUUGAUUCAAGGCCAGAUGCAAGCCGCUGCGAAAAACAAAACACCCUGCACUCACGUCGUUCUCAUCGGAGGCUUUUCUUUGUCCAACUGGUUACUGAGCUUCCUGCGAGAAAAUAUCAACGAUAAAGAUUGUCGUGUUAUGAGAGAACAUACAAGCCAAGAUGCAAUCUCCAGAGGCGGAUGUUUACGUUACUUCAACCAAGUAUCUGGUCCAGACGAGAUCAUGCAAGCCAGCUAUGGGUUUGUCACCCAAGAGGUGUGCGAACCUGACAAGUUUGAAGGUCAUAAGCCCGAGAAUGCCGUUCAGGAAUUUGAUGCCGACGACGGCGGAUUAUACGCUUGCGAUUGCGUCACCUACAUUGUCCAUCGGGGACAGAGAAUACCAGCACAGGGCCAGACAUUCCCUGAGAAGGCCUUUGUCCUAGAUCGUACCUUCCGACACCUGAAGCAGGACCUUUUGAUCCGCAUCGAAUUUGUCGAAAACAAAUCAGACAAUGUUCUGGAAGAUCAUUUUCACUACGGGCAUGACAAGAAUAUUGGGUGCCGUUCGCAAGGAGAGAUUGAAUUCGUCAUCCCGGCACGCGAGCUGAAACAACUGGCUGUGGAAAGAGUCCGCGGAGAGAAACGCUUCUGGAACAAGCGCGACAAGAACUUUUAUUACCUCCUUCGAUACGAAGCACGCAUCAAGAUUCUGGGCAAGAACAUCCGGUACGAGCUUUGGAUCGGCGGCUCAUGCAAAGCCUUCGGGGUCUUGACGGGCCUGUCCAGCGCGGUCGGGAUGAGUGAAGUCGAAGCGCGACUCGCUUCGCUGGCCAUAUGA
Molecule: messenger RNA, 1899 nt
Organism: Fonsecaea nubica
Lineage: Eukaryota; Fungi; Ascomycota; Eurotiomycetes; Chaetothyriales; Herpotrichiellaceae
Exons: 9
Coding region: 1-1899 (632 amino acids)
Source: RefSeq, a predicted model, not a curated record